Molecule: messenger RNA, 1488 nt
Organism: Lathyrus sativus (Indian pea)
Lineage: Eukaryota; Viridiplantae; Streptophyta; Magnoliopsida; Fabales; Fabaceae
Source: the annotation of a GenBank genome assembly
AUGCUGAAGCAACUUUUCAACAAGCUUCCUCGGAAAUCUUCCAAAAUCGAUGAAGAUGAGUUGACCCGAGUUGGAGACUCUCCACGUACCGCUGGUAAAGGCCACAAUAGACAGCAAGGUGGCGCUGCUUCGUUGAAACGCGCUUCUUCAUCGGCAGUGUUUCCGGCUAGCAUGGUUUCUGGGAUUGAACCUUUGGUGCCGUUUAAGGAUGUUCCGAAUGCUGAAAAGAUGAACUUGUUUGUGAGUAAAUUGAGUCUUUGUUGUGUGACAUUUGAUUUCACUGACCCUGGUAAGAACAUUGCUGAUAAAGAUGUGAAAAGGAAAACUUUGGUUGAGCUUGUUGAUUUUGUGGCUUGUGGAUCAAUGAAGUUUAGUGAACCUGCUAUUCUUGCAAUGUGUAGAAUGUGUGCUAUUAAUUUGUUUAGGGUUUUUCCGCCUAAUUAUAGGGUUAAUGGAGUUGUUGCUAGUGGUGGUGAGAACGAUGAUGAUGACCCAAUGUUUGAUCCAGCUUGGCCACAUUUGCAACUUGUUUAUGAAUUGCUGCUUAAGUUUAUCUCUUCUUCGAGCCUCGAUGCUAAGGUAGCAAAGAGGUAUAUUGAUCAUUCGUUCAUUUCGAAAUUGCUUGAACUGUUUGAUUCCGAGGACCCAAGAGAAAGAGACUGUUUGAAGACAAUUCUGCAUAGGGUUUAUGGGAAGUUCAUGGUGCAUAGACCGUUUAUUCGGAAAACAAUUAACAAUAUAUUUUACCGAUUCGUGAUUGAGACCGAGAAACAUAACGGGAUUGCCGAGUUGUUGGAGAUUUUUGGCAGUGUGAUUUGUGGAUUUGCUUUACCCUUGAAAGAGGAACACAAAAUCUUCUUGUGGAGAGUUCUGAUCCCCUUGCACAAGCCGAAAUCUUUGGGGGUGUAUUUUCAGCAACUGUCCUUCUGUAUUACGCAGUUCUUAGAGAAGGAGCCGAAGUUAGCGAGCAUUGUUAUAAGUGGUCUGUUAAAAUAUUGGCCAGUAAUAAAUAGUCAGAAAGAAGUGAUGUUUCUCGGGGAAUUGGAAGAAAUUUUGGAAGGAAUCAACAUGGUAGAGUUCCAGAGGAUCAUGAUUCCACUGUUUUUGCGGAUUUCGUGCUGCAUUAACAGCCUACACUUUCAGGUAGCUGAAAGGACCCUUUUCCUAUGGAACAACGACCACAUUGUAAAUUUGAUUGCUCAUAACCGUCAAGUGAUCCUGCCGAUCAUCUUUCCAGCACUAGAUAGGAAUAUUAAAAGCCACUGGAAUCCAGCAGUUGUAAAUUUAACUCACAACAUUAGAAAGAUGUUCUUGGAGAUGGAUGAGAAGCUUUUCAUAUCUUGCCAUACUCAAUUUAUGGAAGAAGAAGCAAUUUUAAUCUCAGAAGCCGAAAAACGAAAGGAAGCAUGGAAACAGCUAGAGCAGGCAGCCAGUCUCAAGCCUGUAAUUGGAAAUACAGCUGUUUUAGUGUCUCCUUUGAUGACAUAA